Molecule: messenger RNA, 1296 nt
Organism: Dentiscutata heterogama
Lineage: Eukaryota; Fungi; Glomeromycota; Glomeromycetes; Diversisporales; Gigasporaceae
Source: the annotation of a GenBank genome assembly
GAUUUUGCUAAAGUUUUCAAGGAGUUUUUGAAAAAACAUAAAGCGCCUGACAGAAUUGAAGAAAUAAGCUUAUAUAAUUUCUUACUAUUUUGUCAAAAGACCCUCGCAGAAAGAUCAGAAACACUUAAUUGGGAAGAUAAGUCAUCUGUGCACCAAGAAAACUAUAACGGAAUUAAAAAAAAAACAGACAGUAGAAAUCAAACAUGGGAAAAACAUGGCAAAAAAGACCUGAAGAAUGUGCUAGAAAUGUAUAAGAAAGUAUAUACCAAAGGAUAUUAUCCAAUCCUUCAAUUUUGGGCUGAUGUUGCAGCAAUCCAUUAUAUCGGACCUAAAAACUAUGAAUCUCUUAUUAAUAAAGUUCAAACUUUGAUUAGUUCAUGUGAGGACGUCAAUGUUUUAAAGUGCACUGCAAAGUAUGUUGCAAACCUUUCAGAACAACAAAUUAGAACAAUCAUCCUGAAGGCUGAAAAAGGUAUAAAGUCUAAUAUUAUAAAUAAUUAUACGGAGAUGAUGUUACAAAGCAAUCUUCCUUCUUGGUUUUCAGAGUGUUUAAAGAAACUAAAAGAUUAUGAAGAUGAAUUGUUUGAUGUUCCCAUCAUGAACCCUAUUUUUUGCAACAUUAUAGACAUAAGUAAAUUUGGUGCAAAAAUUUGGCAUCAAAUUUUUGAUAAAAAUCAAAUUAAGCUGCUUUUUCUGGAUAAAAUUUUUGAAUUUUCUCUUUCAGAAUAUGAAAAUAUUUAUCUCAGAAUAAAAAAUGCCCUACAUAAAUAUGAAAUGAAUUCAGAAUGUGCUCCAAUAAUUGAAAUAAAUGGAUUUGAAACGAAGGAUAAAGCAACAUAUCUUAACAUCUUAGAAAAUUGGUUUAGAGAGUGGGUUAAUCCAUCACCUGUAAUGCCUGAAUCGUAUUAUGUGGAGAUUUACAUUUAUCGACCACUUCAAAUAAUUUUGCAUGAUUUACUAUACUUACGAAUUCAUCUCUAUGGUCCUGAACAUGAAACUAAAUGUUUUUUUGAAAGAAGAAGUUGGUAUCAUUAUCCGCCGUAUGGCAAGUGGCCAUCAGAUUUAGAGGAAUCUCGAAGAAUAUUUGAUGUACCGGAUGAGCUCAAUGAUAAAAACAUUAUUGUUGAAAAAAAAGUUAUAAUUAAAAAUCAAAUCGAUGAUAAAUCUAUUAUUUUUUCAUCAAAUGCUACUAUUCUAUUAAAUGAAGAUCCGAAACCAGGAAUUACCUAUGUUCGAGUUUAUUCUAAGAGGUUGAUACAGCCUAGUGAUGCGAUCCGUAAAUUUCAAAUAAUAUAA